CAGUGACACUGACAGCACGACGUUAGAGUGGAUCAGUGGAGAAAAUAAUUGAAAAUUAUUAAAAUUAAUAGUUUUGUUAAAACUAAAAUCAAGUUCGGCAUUAAAAAUUUGUAAUUACAUAAUAAUAUGAAAAAUAAUUAGUACAGCUAUAUAUAAAUAAGCGAAGAUGUUUAAUUCUCUCUUGCGCGGUUUCCUGAGCAUAGCUGAUCCUCCGAACAAGGUUCUAGAAGUUCGUUCAGACAAUUAUAUCUCAAGGCCAAUACAUUACAGAGAGGAUUCCAUGUUACUCUAUGGACCAAAAAUCCCACCAGAUGGAAAAAAUUCAAAGGAUAAAUUCUACGAAAUAGUAUUACAUAAACCGUUUACAGAAAGCUUGCACCAUAUGUACAGCUUGUUUCGAUCAGAAACCCGUGAGACAUGUGAAGAACGAUUCAUUGUAUAUAAAGAGAGAAUACCGCUCUAUGUCAAAAUAACUAAAGAAUGUACAGUAGCAGGCCUUCAAAAACUCUGUGACACACUGACAGAGCACCAGUCUUGGUCGGUUGCACAUUUGGUGGCACAUUUUGGCCAGUACGAAUUGUUCAAUGAUUCUGAAGUUCAAAAACAAAUUGACGAUGUUGAUCCCUCAACAGGCAUCACUCCGCUUAUGGUGGCUGUAAAAUCUGGUAACAUAAGAAUGGUGCAAAGCCUAGUAUCACUAAACUGCUCCCUAGACACAGUGGACAGUGAAGGUAACACAGUAUUCCAUUAUGCAGCUGCAAGUAAUAAGGAAAUCAUUAACGUGCUAGCGGGAAAGACUUCAGCGUCCCUGAACAUUUACAACAAGCAGGGCUACACACCCCUGCACAUGGCGUGCCUGGCGGACGCGCCCGACUGCGUGCGCGCGUUGAUACUUUCGGGCGCGGACGUCAACUUGAGUGCUGCUGAGAAGAGAAUCACUGUGAGCACCACGUAUACAAUGCCAGGCAUAGUAGGCGAUGUCCUCCAAGAUAAUCAACCAAAGCUUUUCCAACAAGACAUGAAGCGUGGUGGUACACCGUUACAUUGGGCGAUAUCAAGAGAAGUAAUUGAAGCGUUAGUUGACAAGAAGUGUGAUAUAAACGCUCUGAACUUCGAUGAAAGAACAGCUUUACAUAUAAUGGUUCUGAGAGGUAGAUUGGAAUGUGCUAUAGCACUAUUAUCUAGAGGAGCAGAACAUUCUAUAGGUGACAAUGAGGGGAAUACACCAUUACAUUUGGCAGUAAAACAGACAAAUAUAGCCAUAGUACAAGCGUUGGUAGUUUUUGGAGCUGAUUUGGAGAAGAAAAAUAAUGCUGGCUUUACUGCCAGACACAUUGUUCCUACUGAUAUGUCGAACAAUAAUUAUGAUAAAAUUUUGUAUAUCCUUCAUUCGGUUGGUGCACAAAGAUGUUCAUCAGACAUACCGGGUUGUGGGUCGGGUUGCUCGGCCAGGGGGGAGUACAACGGGGUCCCUCCCCCGGCGGUGGCGCGAGCUGCUACUCGACAACAGAUCAACGAUAUGCUCACAGCGGCAACCAUGGCAAAGGCGUCGUGUUUGGAAACCAGUGAGAAACAGGGCCGCUUGCUCUGUUUGGACGGCGGAGGCAUUCGAGGGCUAGUUCUAAUACAAAUAUUACUAAACUUAGAAGCAGCGGUGGGGAAGCCAAUCAUACACUGCUUCGACUGGGUCGCAGGCACCAGCACUGGUGGAAUACUGGCUUUGGCAUUAUCUUGCGGGAAGACUUUGAGGGAAUGCCAGAGGUUAUACUUCAGGAUGAAGGAAUUCGCGUUUGUUGGAAUGAGGCCUUACCCGUCGGAGGCUUUGGAGGGUAUACUUAUGGAAUGUUUAGGUACAGAGACAGUAAUGGCGGAUAUCGACCAUCCCAAACUAAUGAUCCUGGCUGUGUUAGCGGACAGACAGCCAGUCGAUUUGCAUAUAUUCAGGAACUACCAGUCCGCACAAGAAAUUCUAAACGAAUACAAUGGAACUUGCAGUCCUCACGCGGAGGCAGGAGACCAGGCUUCAGUGGUUUCUCUGCCCGCGCCACCUCCGCCGGCCGAACAGUUGGUGUGGCAAGCGGCCAGGGCCACCGGAGCCGCGCCUUCUUACUUCAGGGCUUCAGGCAGGUAUCUGGACGGAGGUCUAAUGGGCAACAACCCGACACUGGACGCGCUGACCGAGCUCGCCGAAUUACGGUUAGCGUUGGAGGCGACGGGACAACACGAAAAGGCCAAGAAGACUCGUCUAAAAGUCGUCAUUUCUUGUGGAACAGGAUUGAUCCCAGUGAAGAAAUUAAAAGACAUAGACGUCUUCAAACCUGAGAGCUUGUGGGACACGGCGCGACUUGCUUUGGGACUUACUGCAAUCGGAAGCUUGUUAGUUGACCAGGCUACACAAUCGGAUGGUCGCGUGGUGGAACGAGCGCGCGCUUGGUGCAGCGCUCUCGGUGUUCCCUACUACCGGUUCGCGCCGCAAAUGUCGCGCGACGUGGCCAUGGACGAGCGUUCGGACGAGCGACUCGUCACCAUGCUGUGGGAGGCGCACUCCUACAUGCGCGACAACCGUGACAGACUGGCAGAGCUGGCGGCCAUAUUGCGCGACAAUGAUGAAAUUAUGAAAUAAGAUCACAAUGCACAAAUUAGUCGUAAAAUGUAUGUAGUUUUAUUUUUAGUUCUAAUUCGUAUGCUCUCAGCUAUUCCAUUACAAUUACUGUUUAAGUAAUUUAUUAAUUUAUUUUUCAUUAUUGAAAAUGGGUAUUAGUUUAUUUAGCAUGUCUAAUUAUAAUUUUUAGUUUAAUGUAAACGUCUAAUUAUAAUUAUAGAACUGUUAUUUUAAUAUUAUGUAAACUGGUUUAUUGACAUCAACUUACUGGGUUUACAGAAAAAAAUGUAAAUUUUUGCUUUUUAAUAUUAUUUUGGCAAAAAAAUGAAAUAAACGAAUGGCACAAUCAGUUUUUUAAUUUAUUGUUGUGGUGUCAUUCUAGUCAACUUUACGUAAGCGCCUCCUAGCAUAGGCUGCAUCAUCACUCACCAUUAGGUGUGACUGUAGCCAAGCGUUAUUUAUAUUGUGAUAAAGACUAGUUCUCGAAAAUUAUAAAAAAAUUGCGAUUUUUCAUUAAAUAUUAAUUUAGGAAUUUCUUAUUGUUAUUUAUGGUUAAAAUCACUUUGUGAAAUCACUAUGUACCUUUUAUUGUACUUAUCUUUUUCGUUUAAUUUCAAUGAGAUUUUCGUUAAAAAAUUAUGUAUUUGUUAUGAAGUUAAAUAUUUUUGCUUGAUAAUAUAUAUAGACGGUGUCAAAAUUAGUAGGUGAAGAUUUGUUACAAUAAAGUAUUAUUUGACAUUGCUCGCGCUUACAAAAAAAUUAAAUUAAAAACCACGACAAAUAAUCAUUAAUAGUGGAAUCCAUAGACGUUGUGGGGGUGCCCCUAGGGCAUCGUUCACCCGCUGAGUGUCGAAUUUAAACUCUAUGUGUUUGACAAUUCAACACUCAGUGGGCGAAUGGUCCCCUGGGGGUGCCUCUGCGACGUCUAUGAAUUCCACUGCAAGAGGCGAUGAGACCUAUAACACCCUACUCGAUGUGUACUGUUUACUAACAAACAAAUAGAAAUGAAGGUAGAAAACGCAUAUCAUUUCAUAACUUAGUUAUUUUAAAUUAUGUAUUGUUUGUAUAGAGAAUGUUAUUCAAAAUAUAUUAACUACUACUUUGACUUAUGUACCCCUACCCGAUCGAUUUCGAAUAUCGAAUUUAUUUUCAUUAAUUGAAUUAUAAUUAUAAUUAGGUGUGAAAGAACUAGUGAUUUAUACCCUCAUUUUUAUUAAUUUGUUUGUUGAUAAACAGUGUACAUCGAGUGAGGCUGUUAAUUUCUUCAUUUUUUGCUAUUUUAUUCUAUAGUAAUAAAAGAAUAUAAUAGUAUUUAAUAGUGGCAUAAUAAAUGUUCAAUGUAUUGUUUCAUUUUCACCAAACGAAGGUCGAAUGAAGUGCUAUGAGUUUUUUUAAUCCAAGAUCAGGGAAUAUUUUUACGAUUGAUCGACUACUAUCAAGGAAAUUUUCCAUGAUUAAUUUCAUCUUAAUAAAUAAUUAGGCGUCUCGACAGUAAAACUCAUGGAAAAUUAGCUUGAUAAUAAUUUACAGUCAAAGUGGCCCCCGGGUCCUGGACUAUUCUGAACAAGAUCUGAUAAGAAAUUACUUCUAUCGGUUUUGGGAGCAAUUCCGAAUCGUAUAUAAUUUAUAAUCCCUAAUCCUUGUGUAUAUAAUCCCUAAUCCCUAUUUAUAAACACAAUAACGUAUGUGCAAUACGCUUUAUGUAUUACUGGGUAGAUUUUCAAUAAAAGGAUAUUUUACUAAUGUUUCAUUAUAUAUACCUACACUAGAUUUAGUAAACAGCACAACUCCAAAGUGUCGAAAGUGGUUGGUUGGUUGUUAUGUGGAAAAAAGGUGUUAUUUUUUGUUUAGUUCUACUAGCGGAUAAAAUAUAGCCCAUGUAUGACAUCAGCUACCUUCGAAUUAAAGUCCCGUCAAAUCAAAAUCAAUCCAGCUCUUUCAGAGAUUAGCCGGAACAAGCAGAGAGACAGAGAGAUGAAAAUUUUGAAAAAUAUUUGUUUUUGAAAUAACUCGGUGGCAUCCCUAAAUAUUUCUUACAUGUAGAAUUUUUACAUUUUACAUUCUUCUAAAGAAAAGAAAAUUUCAACGUCUCAACAACAACAUAUAAUUAUGUAAUAAAAGUGUGUCAGCUCCGACGCACGAAUGGAGUUUACUCUUUCAGAUCGACGUCAGAAAAGUGAAAGGUGCGCAGAAUAGGUUUCGCACAAAAAACGUAACGCUGUCGUUCGUUCAUAUUUUUUUCAUACCGGGGGCUAUAUAUGAAAAAUCGAUUCUUAAGGAGUAAACUCCAAAAAAUAUGCGCUUUACAUUGCUAAGUUUUAUUAUAUAAAGUGUUAUCAUAAUAUUCUGCUGAAAUUCUCCAUAUAUGAAUUUGUGUUAGGCAUUCGCUAUUGCACUGUAAGCUGUCACUUCUGACUGAUUGUGAUAAUAAUGAUUUAUUUAUAUGUUAAAUAAAUAUCCUUUAAAACGA
Messenger RNA from Bicyclus anynana (squinting bush brown), 5072 nucleotides. RefSeq names its product 85/88 kDa calcium-independent phospholipase A2 (gene iPLA2-VIA). The coding region runs from base 167 to 2623 and encodes 818 amino acids. The record is from RefSeq and is a predicted model, not a curated record. Lineage: Eukaryota; Metazoa; Arthropoda; Insecta; Lepidoptera; Nymphalidae. The transcript is spliced from 15 exons. Gene Ontology annotation, molecular function: protein binding. Gene Ontology annotation, cellular component: mitochondrion. Gene Ontology annotation, biological process: positive regulation of ceramide biosynthetic process; lipid metabolic process.